Prunus armeniaca (apricot) is the source of this 240-nucleotide messenger RNA. Lineage: Eukaryota; Viridiplantae; Streptophyta; Magnoliopsida; Rosales; Rosaceae. The record is from the annotation of a GenBank genome assembly.
AUGGUCAUUGUUCUUACUUGCGAAACAAUGCGAUCAAGAGUUGUAGCAGAGAUCGUGAGUAAGGAUCAACUCGUGGUAUAUGACUCAGGCUUAUAUUACAAAUUUAAGAGAAUGCUCAAAUCAUACCACUUCCUCCGCCACCUCCACCCUCCACCUCACAUGUCACAGCUCAAGCGUCAGUUUUAUCAAAGUGAUGAGAACCCUGUGACGACUCUGGUGGUGGCCGAGUCUAGAAAAUAG